AUGCCUUCAGCAGCUAGACAAAGGCUUCCUGCCGAUUUGUGGCGGCAGGGAUAUCGGAAGCAAUCAAGUGGUAGCCCUGGGCCUUUUAACUGCUCACAGGAGAUUAUAGUUCAUGCCAGCCCUGGUAACUGUGACGUCUUCCAAGAGGAGAAGUUGCCAAAUUUGCUGGGCAGCACAAAACAUUUAACAAAAUCUCCCAGAAAGCAGCCUUGUACCACCAGUCGGGGCAGCCCCAGUUCACUGACCAGACGGGGAAGCUUCACCUUACAGCGUACUGGAUUAUCUGAGUCAGACAACAGCAUUGUCCAGAGCAAGAUGGACACACCUGAGCUGUCCACUUCUGCUAAAUCAGACAGUUAUCUUAGAUACGACCCUACGAGUGUGUGUGAUGCUUACGCAAUGGAGUCAUCUAUUGCACCUCCUCCCAGCGAAGUGCCCUUGCCUCCUCUAGAGUGGCUGCAGUCGUAUACAAGGCAGUCACGUUGUUCUGUGAUCAGUAACAUAUCUCUGAAAGCAAUCUUGGGUUGCCAAGUCGCGGCGUGA
Candidula unifasciata is the source of this 543-nucleotide messenger RNA. NCBI's taxonomy places the organism in Eukaryota, Metazoa, Mollusca, Gastropoda, Stylommatophora, Geomitridae. The record is from the annotation of a GenBank genome assembly.